AUGAUCGCCGCAGCCCUCCGUCAGAGCCCGAUCAUCGCUGUCGAUAUGGCCAACUCCACCACAACGACGCCUUUGACCACCACAAGCGUUAGCACUGGCGUCAACAACGGCGCAGACACUAACACAGGUGCCACAGCUCCCGAGCUAAGCGACCUCGACUACUUCAUCACUGUACUCCAAUUGCCGCAUGGUCGAACGGAGAACCAGAUUGAGGAUGACCUCGUUUCCAAGGCGAACGCCCUCGGUAUCUCAAGUGCGCCCGUUACUGAUAAGCGUAUCACCUCAAGCGUCGAGUCAGCCUCGACAGUCUACAAUGCUCGAACAUUUUCUAUGCUCUCUGCCGGAUCCACGAGUACCGCUCUGACCACGCAUUCAUCUAUCUUUGGCCCAUCUACACCUGAUUUGGCGCUUUCCAGUGCCCGACAAUCCAAGGAUCUGAGCUUUUCCCAGUAUGAUCGCUAUCUAUCAGUGAUCGAUCCUCACCACAACAACGUAAAAGCUGCAAGGGACUCACAAACGCCCGAUGCCACUGCUCAGAGUAUAUUCAGCGGUAAGACGAAACGCAGCCUUUUCAGCGUUAGGUCGGGCUUCAGAUUACGAUGGAGGAAGAAGGCAUCCCCGCAGCCACUCCAGGCCAUAUUGACCUGUGCGAGCUGCCGUGCGGACUUCAAGAGCUCCAAAUCAUUACACAGCAUCUCAUGUGGCCACACAUAUUGCGAUAACUGCCUAAGAUCGCUCAUCCAUACAGCCAUGUCCGACGAAUCGAGCAUGCCACCGAGAUGCUGUGCUCAGCCAUUGCCGGGAUCCUUGAUGAGGGAUCUUCUCAGUCGCGACGCCCAGCAGGAGUUUAUGAAGGCCAUUAUACAAUACAGCACACCCUGGCAGGCAAGGAUAUUCUGUUCCAACCCUUCAUGCGGAGGAUUCAUUCCACCACAUCAAAAAUUGAACCCCAAGUAUCCUUCCACUGUUACUUGCCGCAAAUGCAACACAAGAGUUUGCCUUAUGUGUAAACAUAACGCACAUCCGACAGGUAAGGACUGUCCGGAAGAUUGGGAACUCGACCAGGUUAUCAAGGAAGGGGGCAAAGCUGGUUGGAAACGGUGUUACAAAUGCCAGAACUUGGUGCCACUUGAAGAAGCCAGUACACAUAUGACUUGUCGGUGCAAAUCUCAGUUCUGCUACACAUGCGGAGGUGUGUGGGAUGCCAAUACUGGGUGCCCGAACGAUUGUGAUGGGGAGGAGGAGAUGGACCGGAGGAGAACGGAGGAACAGGCUCAACUCGCCGAAUAUGAAGACGAGAAGGCCGCACAGGAAGCAGCCGCUGCAGCGGCAUCUGCCGAGCGCCUCGAAGCCGAAGAACGAACGAGAAACAAUGCUGAUUUCUCCCACCUCGCCGAGAUGCAUCGGCAAGAACUUAGACGGUUCCUCGAAUUCGCUGAACAGGGUAGGGAGCACAUGAGGACACGGUUUGUCGAGCAGAAAAGUUCGAUGAUGAAACGACAUGCCGAGCUCAAGGAGAGCAUGAAAGAAAAACACGCGAGGACUGUGAGCCAAUUGGAGGAUCGGCAGGUAGCUGCCGAGAUGGACCUGAGAAACACUCUGGAAGCGAGUGAACGAAGUGUCAGGAUUCGACUGAAGCAUAUGGAAGCUUACUGUGAUGGAUUGGGACGCAAUGGUGCGAGCUCAAGCCCGGGCUCGGACUCCCAACCACAUCGAGUGGUUACGGAACGCGAUCUUCGAGAGCUCGGGCAACAGUACAAUAUUCGCGAUGGCAUGGAAAGAUCACACCAGGCCAAGAUUAAUGUGAUGAGGGAUCGCCAGGCUAAACGCAUGGAAGAACUCAUCGACCGACAAGAGGCUGAGUACGAAACCUUACUCGAGCGGAAUCGACAGGAACUCAUAGAGUUGGAUGCUCAGGCGGUCCUGGAGGAAGAAACACUGGUGCACACAUUCACGGCACGAAAAUCUAAGCUUGUGCGUCGGUGGGAACUUGCCAUCGGGAUCUUGCGCAAGGAGCUCGAAGACCAAGACGGUGUCAAGUACGCACCAAUUCCCACACCAACAUGGCCUGAACAAACAUCACAGGUCCUUGUUGGAUAG
Molecule: messenger RNA, 2100 nt
Organism: Fusarium fujikuroi IMI 58289
Lineage: Eukaryota; Fungi; Ascomycota; Sordariomycetes; Hypocreales; Nectriaceae
Product: related to ariadne-2 protein
Exons: 2
Coding region: 1-2100 (699 amino acids)
Biological process (GO): positive regulation of proteasomal ubiquitin-dependent protein catabolic process; protein polyubiquitination; ubiquitin-dependent protein catabolic process
Cellular component (GO): ubiquitin ligase complex; cytoplasm
Molecular function (GO): ubiquitin conjugating enzyme binding; ubiquitin protein ligase activity; zinc ion binding
Source: RefSeq, a predicted model, not a curated record